Messenger RNA from Xyrauchen texanus (razorback sucker), 14076 nucleotides. Its product is annotated as striated muscle preferentially expressed protein kinase-like. Bases 736 to 11724 code for a protein of 3662 amino acids. Gene Ontology annotation, molecular function: protein kinase activity; ATP binding; protein binding. The record is from RefSeq and is a predicted model, not a curated record. The transcript is spliced from 42 exons. Gene Ontology annotation, biological process: protein phosphorylation. Lineage: Eukaryota; Metazoa; Chordata; Actinopteri; Cypriniformes; Catostomidae.
UGUCUCCUCCCUGGGAGACAUGAGAGUGGACGGAGGGAGCUAACUUGUGUGACACAGCUCAACUUUGAGGGCAAGGGGAUGAAGUCUGGACACCGUUGGGACAGAGGAACCGCUUCAGAGAUGUAGAUUUCCCUACAAUUGAAUAAUCACCUUAGAACCCAGCGGUCAUCUUUUCCUGAGACCCUGAAGGACUGUGGGAUUUGAAUUUGAGGUUGUGAAAAGCUGAGGCCAGGUCUACAUAAAGGCAACACUGGUAGCUGCUAAUGCAAUAUGAUCCUCUUGGACUCACUCUAAAAAUAUAAUUCAGCUGGAGUACAUGCACAGGCUCUAUUCGCCUAAUUGGCCAAAGAUUGAGUGUUUUGUUUUCUGCUUCUCUAAUGGGAUGUCUCAAGGUUGUGAGAAACAUAUUCUGAAACAUCUAUGGUGCAUAAAACCUGGGUGGAAAUUAGUACACAUUUUGAUGACUCUAAUGUGCCUUUGAGGUUUUGUAUUAAUGCAGGUAGGCAAUUUUCUCUAUAGUCAGUAUUGUAAUAAAAAGGUGAUCAUAGCUAAACCUGUGUCUUGCAUUUGAGGACAUCUGCAGGAAUGAUUGGAAUAUGUUUACCACAUCAAAACAACAAAUCACGAAAAGUUCUUUUAUUUUUUGUGGACUAUUAACUGUCCAUUAAAGAGAACAUGUUGACAUUUUAAUCACUUCAAGUGCAGCAGUCUUUAAAGAAGUUGAAUCAUUGAAUCAUGAGGAAGGCCGAAGUCCAGAUGACCUUCAAGAAGAGUGUUGAUGAAGAAGCAGGAGUAAUGGCACCUCCAAGCCCGAGGAUACCUUCAAAACGAGCAAAAGUCAGUUCUGAACAUGUCGUACCAGACCCUGCUAGUUCUGUUUACCCAAUCCCAACACCUCCUGUAUUCAUUCGGAAGAUGAGGAAUGCAGUUGUAGGUACCGGCUGUGAUAUCCGUCUGAAAGUGGCCGUGGCUGGAGACCCACAGCCUUCAUUGUACUGGUAUCACAAUGAUGACCAGCUCACCAUGGAAAACCAGGAAUAUGGAGGUCUGUGGAUCAGGGACUGCAAGCCCAAUGAUGCCGGCCUCUAUACCUGCAUUGCCACCAACCAUCUUGGAGAGGCCAGAAGCAGUGCUGUUCUAGCUGUUUUGGAUUUGGGCGAAGACUCUGAGACUACAGAGGACGAAGCUGCUGAGCCACAAAUACCCCUGGAAGGUAAAGAAGGAGCCCGAGGUUUUCAGGAUGAGGCCCAACGAGUGCCUGCAGGUGAAAGAAUGAUGGAUGUCACCCCAGAUGCAAGCGAUCACUGGGCUACCAGUGAAACCACAGUAUUGGAGAAAGAAGCACUAACCCUGGGAUCAAGAGCCCCAGGGCAGCAGACAGCCAGGCAAGCCAACAGCCGGGAGCCAACGGGCACCCAGAUCAGGCACCUAGGGGUCGAGCCACUGAUUCGAGCAUCACGCGCCAAUUUAUCUCGACCAGUUUGGGGGUCCGAGGAAAGUGUGUCUUUAGCUAGCGAUUACUAUGGUAGCACGUUCAGUCUUUAUAGAGGAAGGACUUUUUCUAUAUCAGUGAUGAGCCCAUCUGAAGAAGUUUUGAGGAACCCCCCCCCUCAAGUCCUACCUCCCCCUUCCCCCAAAAUAGGCCGUUCUACUGCCUCUCCUUUGCUCGGCCGCUCUGGUUCGGCCCCUGCAACACCCCUAGCCCCACGCAAGAAAGUUGUCGUGCCAACUGAAUAUCAAGACACAGUACCAGGAGAGUUUGAGGAGAAGAGUAAGCUACCCAAAUCCUCAGGCAUGUCUCAGAGUAGUGCUCAAGACUCUCGACCCCAGACCCCAGUCAGUGAAUAUUCCCGUAAGGAACUUACACCUCGACCCUCACCAAAAUUGACAAGAGCUAGCUCCAAGAUCUUUGAGAAGGUACGAGUCUUUGAAGAGCGCAGAAGAAGUAUAGAUAACCCAGAGGGAUCCAUAUCUGGACGUUCUUGGGCUGGAUUUAAUAGAGCCUCGUCUGUUGACUCUGAUGAGGGAGGGAGCCGUUUGGGAAUCUCGAGGGAGAGCUCCAAAGAAGACCUCAGUGAGGCUCUAAAGGCAGACGCAGCCCAGAGAAGGUCUGUGUUCAGACAGCGGGCUGCUUCCCUGGAGGACAGACCCCGCUACUCUCAGAAGGUACAGGACAUUGAAAACAAGUUCACAGAGGAGCUCCAGAGAAUCAAAAAGCUUGUGGGUAGACCACAUAUGAAGAAGUCCUUCUCAACAGAGCAGCUCUCAACUUAUUACAGGAGUAGGCAGCCUGAAAGGAAGCUAGAACCCAUUCCACCUCAGGUUCUUCAAAAACUACAAGAUCGAGAGCGUGCUCAGCUAGAGCAAGAAAGGAGAGAGAAGGAGCAAGUCAAAGAACAUUCUCUGCCAAAAUCACCAUCUCGCAAGCGAAAAGACCAGCUGAAACCAUUGGAAAAAGUUGAAAGUGAUCACUCUGUCCCAACCACCAAGAUGGUUAGCAUGUCUCCUCCAGAAGCCAUGUCACUCUCUGAUUUACCUGGACAGAGAUCUCCAAGGCUUGUUCGUGGCCCAAGCUCAAGCCCAAGCCGAGAGAGUCCUCGAAGGUCUCCAACUGUAGAUUUUACUGCCAAGGCUGAAGAGCGCUCUCGAGGAAGAGCUGAAUCUCCAUCCAGAAAUAUCUUUGAGAUGACAUUACGCAAGGUGGAGCCAAGACCUGCAAGUCCACUGGUAAAGAGGGUUGUUCGUGUUCAGGAAGUUCCACAAGCAGAAGAUGAGUUCAUACAUAGGAAAACACCAAUAGAAGUCACGCUGAGAAAACUGGAAAGACGGCCUGAAAGUCCUCUGGUGCAGGGAGAAACUGUAGCUAUUCAAGAAAGCCUAGUCCAAGCUCCCCUAAAACUUCCGAGAUUGUCUUGGUCUUCCUUGUCUGAGGAGAAGAUGGAGCUGGAUGUGACUGCUCUGCCACCAGCGCUUAAGCUUACCAUACCAAAAAUAAUUGUUGAAGAGGAGCCAAUGGCGAGGGACACACCCACAGUUAAGAGUGAUAAGUCUGUGAAAAGUGGCACUGGAAAAGAGGAAAAAUCCCAGAGAAGCAGAGGAAGGGGGCGACGACAACGGCCCAUGUCCCCGGAAUUUGAAUCAUCAGAUGACUCAUAUGUGUCUGCAGGAGAGGAUCCGCUAGAGGCCCCUGUGUUUGAGUUUCCACUGCAGGACACUGUGGCUUCCACUGGAACAGAGGUGCUUUUAAAAUGCAUCAUCAGUGGCACCCCUCUCCCGGAAGUUUCAUGGAAGAGAGACAACACUGAGAUCAAGAACAGCCCAACUCAUGUGGUCAAAGUAGAGGGAGAGCGGCACUCUUUGCUCAUCAAAUGGACAAAGCCAAGUGAUGCAGGGACAUACUCAGUUACCGCUAACAAUGAAGUGGGCAAAGCCUCCAGCAGUGCCACCCUAUUCAUCAAAUCAGAGCCCAAUCAGGACCAGCGCAGGAGUCUCGGUGUGCCCAUGGACGUCAGCAGUCCAAUCACAUCUGACGAGGAGUACCUCAGUCCUCUCGAGGAAGGAAUGGAUUUUUCCUCUUACAGGGGCCCUGAACCGAGGAAGAUCGUGGACACACGAUUCAAGGAGCCUCCAGCCUUUCAGGCUGUUCUUGGGGACCAAACAGUUAUAGAGGGUCAAGAGGUGACCAUGUCUGUUCGAGCGAUUGGACAGCCUAAACCCAUGCUUUAUUGGCUGAGAGACAGAGUGACCAUUAAAACCGGUGCACGACAUAUCAUCCAAGAGACAGAAGAGGGCAAAUUUGAGAUGAUAAUAAAAUUUGCACAGAAGUCAGACACUGGUGUUUACACCUGCAAGAUAAUCAACGAGUAUGGAACGAAACAGUGUGAGGGCAAACUGGAGGUGAAAGCUCGUCCAGUAGAACCAGGCCUCACCGUCAUUCGACCAGUGAGGGAUAUUAUGGUGAAGGCUGGUGAGACAGCCUUUUUUGAGUGUCAUGUGAUCGGCCCACAGGACACUGAUGUUGAUUGGCUGUCAGAUGGGAAACUCAUCCAACCAGCUCUUUUGAAUUGUAAAAUGCACUUUGACGGGAAAAGAUGCAGGCUUCUGCUUAACUCUGUACAUGAGGAUGAUAGUGGAAUGUACACCUGCAAACUGAGCACAGCUAAAGAGGAACUGACCUCCAGUGCCAAACUAAAGGUAAUAGCAUCCAAAGAGCCCCUCUUCACUCGUAAACUGGAUGUUCUGGAAGUGAUAGAGGGUCGCAAUGCUCGAUUUGACUGCAAGGUCAGCGGGACGCCGCCGCCUCAGGUCAUCUGGAGCCACUUUGAUCAUCCGCUGGAGGAGAGCGAAGACAUUCGGAUCUUGAAAGAAGGAGGGCGGCACUCGAUAAUUAUCUCUCAUGUUAGUAAUGAAGAUGAGGGUCUCUACACGGUUGUUGCGCGGAAUGCAUAUGGACAGGACGAGUGUGCUGCAGAGCUGUAUGUGCAGGAACCCAGGCCGGCAAUAUCCUCUCAAAUGGCAAAGCUGGAAAAAAUGCCCUCCAUUCCUGAGGAACCAGAAGUGCCUGAGAACGAGAUGGAACGCUUCACCAUGCCUGAUUUUGUCAAGCCGCUCUAUGAUCUCGAUGUGGUAGAGGGCAGAGAGGCUGUGCUCAGGUGCAAAGUGGCUGGCCUGCCGUACCCAACCAUCAUCUGGUUUCAUAAUGGCAAGAGGAUUGAGAGCACAGAAGACAGGAAAAUGACACAAUUCAGAGAUAUUCACAGUCUGGUUGUCCGCUCUGUGUGUCACGCCCACGGUGGAGUCUACAAGUGUGUUAUAUCUAACAAGGUUGGCAAGGCCACCUGCUAUGCCCAUCUGUAUGUGACAGACAUACUUCCUGACCCACCCGAUGGGGCCCCAGUCAUUGAGUCCAUCACUGGCAAGACUAUCACGCUAAGAUGGAAGAAACCUAAAAGACUGGACCAAUCCAUUGAUCCUAGCACCCUGAUGUAUGCUGUUCAGCAGCAGGCCCUGGGGUCAAUCCAGUGGACUAUUAUCGCCUCUUGCCUGAAUCAGACCACCUAUACCAUCAGCAGUUUGUCUAAAGGAGUUCGCUACACCUUUAGGGUGCUAUCUAUAACCAGUAAGGCCUUUAGCAAGCCAUCGGACGCCACCGAUCCAGUGCAGCUGCUAGAUAGAGGCCCAUACCUCCAGGAGGCUCCUGUAAUCACUGAUAAGCCGGACAUUGUGUAUAUGGUGGAGAAGCUGCCCUUAAGCAUUACGGUCACUCUUAACCAUGUUAAUGCAUCGGUCACCUGGAAGAGAGGGGGCGUGGCAUUGUCUAACAGACCGGGCCUGUAUGAGGUGAGCAUGCCCGAUGAUGACCAGCACACACUGAGGCUGUGUAAAGUGAAGAACGGUGAUGCUGGUCAGCUCAUCUGCAUCGCCAGCAACCAGUUUGGCAGUGACUCCUGUAUCCUAACCCUGGAAAUGGCAGUGCCUCCAGCUUUUGAGACUAUCAUGGAAGACCUGGAUGUGAACGUGGGAGAGACUCCUCGCUUUGCAGUGGUGGUUGAAGGAAAACCUAUCCCAGACAUCCUUUGGUACAAGGGUGACAUCCUGCUGUCAGAAAGCAGCCAUUUCACAUUUGUGUAUGAUGACAAUGAAUGUUCUCUAGUGGUGCUGAACACUCAGCCUGAUGACUCGGGAGUAUACACCUGUACUGCUAAGAAUCUGGCUGGCUCCGUGUCCUGCAAGGCUGAGCUUACUGUUCACACCACUAAAAGGGAGAGAGACAACUCCACGGAGGAUGAGGCAUCCAUUUUGAGAAGAAUGCGGAGGCUCACUGAUUACUAUGACGUGCACAAGGAAAUUGGGAGAGGGGCGUUCUCAUAUGUGAAACGAGUGACACAGAAGGUGGGAAAGAAGGAAUUUGCAGCUAAGUUCAUCUCGGCUAGAGCUAAACGGAAGGCCUCUGCUCUGAGAGAGAUGAACAUCCUGUCUCAGCUGGACCAUGAGAGGAUCCUCUACUUCCACGAUGCCUUUGAGAAGAAGAAUGCUGUCAUCAUUAUUACAGAGCUAUGCCAUGAGGAGCUUCUGGAAAGGCUAACAAAGAAAUCGACAGUAAUGGAGUCAGAGAUCCGGUACAGUGUGAGACAGCUGAUGGAGGGUAUUAGUUAUCUUCAUCAACAUGACAUACUUCAUCUAGACAUUAAGCCUGAUAAUAUCCUCAUGGCAGACCCCAGCAGUGAUCAGAUCCGCAUAUGUGAUUUUGGAAAUGCUGUAAAGUUCACGCCUGAUGAGGCACAGUACUGCAAAUUUGGCACUCCAGAAUUUGUCGCCCCAGAGAUUGUUAACCAGACACCCGUUUCCAAGGCAACGGACAUCUGGUCUAUUGGUGUACUGACCUACUUAUGUCUUACUGGAGUUUCUCCUUUUGUGGGAGAAAACGACCGCAGUUCUGUCCUCAACAUUAGGAAUUACAAUGUGGCAUUUGAAGAAAGCAUGUUUACUGACUUCUGUAACGAAGCCAAGGGAUUUGUCAUCAAACUGCUGGUGGCUGAUAGAUUGAGGCCUGAUGCUAAUGAGUGUCUCCGUCACCCCUGGUUCAAGACCCUGAACAAGGGUAAGAGCAUCAGCACAGAGUCCCUCAAAAAGUUUUUGUCCAGAAGGAAAUGGCAGCGAUCUCUCAUCAGCUAUAAAUCUAAAAUGGCGAUGAGGUCUAUACCCGAGUUACUGGAUGACUCCUCCAGCCAUAUUUCCAUUGCUGUUCCACGACAUCUGAAACAAGGCUCACCCCCACCUUCAUCAUCAUCAGAUUCUGAUGAAGAUAUAGAUGAGCUGCCUUUUAUCCCAAUGCCCCUCAACAUGGAAUUCUCAGGAUCUAGAAUGUCACUGACUGAAAUUGUGGGGGAUGAUGAGAUGAUUGUUAGACCUAACAGAAAUGCUGAGAGGCCUGCAUCAAGCCAUCAGAAGUCAGAGCCCAUGGAAGUGGAGAUGCCAGAGAGAGAGAGUGGAGAUGCAGCAGCUAGGGGUCGAUCCAGGAAGAUGUCAACACAAGAUGAAGAAAAAGGCUCAUCUGAUGAAGAGCCAGCAGAACUUGUCAAAAGAGCAGAACAGGCAAAGAGGCCAAUGUGCAGAGGCUCAAGUAUGGAGUCAGAUGAGCCAGAGGGAGCACGUCGCAGAGGGGAGCUACGUAGAGGGAGCUCGGCCGACAGUGCCCUACAACUCCUUUUAAAACCAGAGGAGGCCACAGAGGAGAGCUCUGCCGAGGGACAAAAAAUUCUAAAAAAGUCUGUAUCUAUGGAGCUUCCACGGAGGAGCCCAAGUCCAGGAGCUGUGAAGCUGAGCCAGGAAGACUAUGCUUUGAAAUUGGAAUUAAUGAGGCAGAGACUCCUCAGGGGUGGCUCUGUAGACAACAAAAUGAGCGGAUUACGAGGUCCCCUUUUAGAGACCUUAGGUAUGGGGGAUGAGAAGCAUUAUGUGCGGGCAUCUCAUCUUGGCAACCCUCCACUUGUUAGAGCGGCAUCCAGUGAGUCACCUAGAGAUGACAUCCCAAAGACCAAGAUACUGCAGAAGAGUGCCUCCUUCAGCCAGGGAGAUCCAGAGCCCAUGCCUCUGCACCGAAGAAUGGGUGCACCUCUAGAGAUCCCACUGGCACAAAUAGAAGAGAGACGGCUACAGGCGGCUGUAUCUAUGUCUUCUCUCACUGAGCCAGUUAAGCUGGAUUCAUGCCCCAGCAUACCCAAAUCCCAUUUGCUAGAACCAGAGAGGCUUGAGAAAGAGAACAAUGAAGAAAAAGAGCCAACAAUCUACAUGGACAGAAAAUCAGAGGAAGUCAUUGUUGAGUCAGUGAGCAAUGCCGGUGAAGACAGAAGUUUUAUUCAGAAAUCAUGGGAGACUGAUGCACUGGAAAAGGGCCUGAGCAAGCUAGAUGAAACUAAUAAAGAGCCUGAUAAAGAGGCUGGAAUUAAGCCGGAGACUGCCUCAAUUCUAAAAGCUGUGAUAGAAGGAGUUGAGGAAGAUGAAAAGAGAGAAGAUAAAGAGCCAGAGAAAGAAAUUGAUUAUUCUACUCCUGAGAUGUGGGUUAAAGAAGUUGAGGAUGAUAAGGCAUUACCAAAAUCUACAGAGAUCACCAUUUCCACCACCUCAGUCAUGGUGACCCCAGCAGCUGCCCCAGCUCCCUCUCCCCAGAGUGCCAUCUCAACCUAUGUGACUUCUUCUGUCCCUGCACGCACAGUGCUCCCAGAUGGUAGAACUUCUGCGUAUUCCAGUAUCAUGCAGACCAUUAUGGAACCAUCAGUUCAGGCAUCCAGUGAACCUAUUGUGCCUACACUUAAACCAACUUCCACCCUACCAUUAGUUCCAGUCUACACACCAAUAUCCAGAAACACCUCUGAAUCAACCCUCAUAUUAGAUGCUUUAUCCAAGCCAGACAUUCACCAAACCACUGAACAUCCUGCAGUCUUUUCUAGGGUUGCAUCAUCAGAGCACCCUCCCAAAGAGCCGAGUCCACCGAAGACUCCAACCCGAGCCUCCCCUAAGCGAGACUCGUCUCCUGUAAGCAACAUCCAGGAUCUUGCAUCUGAAGAGGUCUUCGAAGCUCGGUUCAAGAAGCGUGAGUCCUCUCUAACCCGUAGUCUCAAACGUUUCACGUGGCAAAAGACAGAAGAAAAGCCCACUACUGUUGCUCCUGAAAUAGCAGAAGAAAUGUAUCGCCCUGGGCCAAUUGGUGCUCCUUUAGAGUUUGUACCAAGGAGGUUAGAGGAGAAGUCCAAAUCAGUUCAAGAUCUACGUGAGGCAGAAAAGGACCCUGGGUUCAUGAGGAGACUCUCCAUGCGGUUGAAAAAGACCCCAUCGGUGGAGAGGAGAGAGGAGAAGCUCAAAGAGGAGGAGGCUUCAACACCCAGGCGUCGUUUGUCAUGGGCAUUGGGACGGAGAGGAUCCCAAGACAAGAAGGAGGUAGAGAUGAUGAGGAUGGAUGGAGGCCCUGAAACUCCCCUGGAGCCAGAGUCCAAAGCGCCCUCUGAGUCACCUGUCCUUGCCAUGCGCAAGAAGAUUGGCAAUACCAUGGCAAGCAUUUCCACAAGGAUUAGGAGCCAGUCUGAAGAAAGGAAGGAGAACAAAGAAGGCAAGACAGAGAUCAAGAAGACACCAUUAUUCUCCAUAUUGCGCCGUUCCAGCUCAGAGGGGGGCAGUCUGAAGAGGAUUGGCAUCCCACCGCAACAACUAGCUACCCAGUCUGGGAAAGGGGACUCGUCAGAGUCUUUAGAUUCUAUGUCAAGCAUCCAAUCCGAAUCAGCAGUGAAAAGUGCAGACAUUGUACGCAGAUCACGGUGGGACCGCUGGGGAUUGACAAGAGGAAAAAGAGACAAAACAGUUUCCCAACCAGACAUCCCAAAUUCCAUUGCCAGGGAGAAUGGCUCACUCCGCUCUUGCCAGUAUACUCGGCUAGCAUCUGACUUCCCUCCUGUAUUCCAUAUUAAACUGAGGGACCACGUUCUCUUGGAGGGAGAUCCUGUGACUCUUAGCUGCCUCCCUGCUGGCAGCCCUCACCCUCACAUCUCAUGGAUGAAAGAUAAGAAGCCACUUGAGAUUGACCCCAGGAUGAACAUGAUAUCCUGCCCCGAUGGAAGACAGCUGCUGAUGAUUAUGAAGACAACCCAAAAGGAUGCAGGCCUUUAUGAAUGUGUGGCUUCAAACCCACUGGCCUCUGUCACCAGCUCAAGUGUUGUGUCCCUUGCUCGCCUGCCGAAUAGGCCUGGGACACCUGAAAUACCUCAAAAGUAUAAAAAUACUGCCCUGGUGGUGUGGAGACCCUCAGACACCACAGCACCAUGCACCUACUCUCUGGAGAGGAGGACAGAGGGUGAGGCUAACUGGCUGAUUGUAGCCACUGGUGUGGCUGAAUGUUACUACAAUGUCACAGACCUUCCAGCUGGUGCCAUGACCAGAUUCAGAGUGGCCUGUGUCAACAAGGCUGGCCAGGGACCUUACAGCAAUUUGUCUGAAAAAGUGAUCCUGGACUCGACAGCACCUCAAAAGUCCAGUGGAACAGUUGUUGUCAAAACACUUUCAUCAGCUCCUGGACCUGCAGUGGUAAAAUCUAUCAAGACUGUGCCUGCAAUGAAGCCUGCUGGUGUAAAACCAUUAGCUCAACCAACAACUUCUGCCCCCUCUACAGCCCAGCCGGUAAAGCCUACUAUCUCUCCACCUACUGCUCUUGUUUCAGCUUCUACACCAUCCCCUGCUCCCCUUGCCCCUGCUCAUCAUACCGCACCUGACAUUCAAACUCCAGCCCCUUAUACUCCUACCCCAGCUAAAUCCAAGACCACCCUCAGCAUUACAAUGGCAAAGCCCUCUCCAGCCUCCCCUGCAGCUCAGCCCCUUCCCGCCAAACCCUCACCCCCUGUCGUACUGCCCAAACCUCUGAGCCCUGUCACUAUGGUCGCAUCCCCAGCCCAAACUCCCCCUGUGUCUCCGCCUCCUCUGGUGUCUCCUCCUCCUGUUAUCGGCAAGCCUAUCUCUUCAGUGCCUAUGUAUGUCCCAGCUACCACAACAGCGCAAGUGACACUAGCCACCCCAAAUACACCCUCUCCUGCCCUGUCACCACCGGUGGUGUUGGUUACAAGCCUGAGUCCUGUAGGGGAGGGUACAGGCACACCCAGUCGUAUGACCCCAAGUGGAAGAGCCACUCCGUCUGGACUCAUUAUGCCAACUGGGCGCAUGACUCCUUCGGGAAAACCUGGAGACUCAACCCUAAGGCAGGGAGUGCCCCAGAAACCGUACACAUUCAUGGAUGAGAAAGCUAGAGGUCGUUUUGGUGUGAUCAGAGAGUGUCAAGAAAAUGCCACCGGUAAUCUGUACAUGGCCAAGAUUGUUCCAUAUGAGCCUGAGAGCAAGCACGCCGUGUUACAGGAGUAUGACAUCCUGAAGUCCCUCCACCACGAGAAGAUCAUGGCUCUUCAUGAGGCCUAUGUCACCCCUCGCUACCUGGUGCUCAUCUCUGAGUGCUGCUCAGGAAAAGAGCUGCUUUAUAGCUUGAUUGACAGAUUCAGAUACUCAGAGGAUGACGUGGUGGCAUAUAUCGUACAGAUACUUCAGGGUCUGGACUAUCUGCACAGCCGCAGAAUCCUGCAUCUGGAUAUCAAACCAGACAAUAUUAUUGUUACCUACAUGAAUGUGGUGAAGAUUAUUGAUUUUGGCAGUGCACAGACCUUCAAUCCACUCUUCCUCAAGCAGUUCAGCCCACCCAUUGGAACCCUGGACUAUAUGUCUCCUGAGAUGUUGAGAGGGGAUGUGGUGGGUCCACCAGCUGACAUCUGGAGCAUUGGUGUACUAACUUGCAUCAUGCUCAGCGGGAAGCUGCCGUUUACAGAGAAUGACCCUGCUGAGACAGAGGCCAGAAUCCAGGCCGCCAAGUUUGACCUCAGUAAGCUCUACCAAAAUGUGUCCCAAAGUGCCUCUCUGUUCCUCAAGAAGAUCCUGUGCAGCUACCCUUGGGCCCGACCGACCAUUAAAGACUGUUUUAACAACUCGUGGCUGCAGGAUGCUUACCUAAUGAGAUUGCGGAGACAGACUCUCACCUUCACCACCACACGCCUCAAGGAUUUCCUGGAGCAACAGCAGCAGAUAAGGGCCAAGGUGGCAACAAAGCACAAAGUCCUUCUACGUUCCUACCAGAGUAGCCCUCAGACCCCAUCCACCCCCUCAACACCCAACACCCCUACAACACCCAUUUCUCAGUGAGCUCCACCACUGGGCAUUCUCCAGAGAGACGAGAAAAGGGUUCCAGGGGUCUUCAGGACAAUGACACAGAGAGACACAGAGCUGGUUAAUGUGCAGUGUGUAUAAGAAGAUCUUCAACAGGAUCUUCUGCUCCUGUCCACAGAGUUGAGCCAGUUUUGAGACAAGAUACACCAACAGAAACAUUUCUUGUCCAAGCUGACAAAAACAUAACGGGCAUCGAUGCAUUUACCUUUGUCAGCUGUGGCCAGCAUGCACAGUGCAGUUGAGUUUUAUUGUCCAGGAACUUUUAGCUCUUGCCCUCUACUCUAUGACACAUUUUCCCAUGACUUUCUGACAAACCUACUUUAGCUAUUAUCAGUGUUGCGUCUCUAGCAAGGGGUCGGGAACUUUGGACCCAUCCUGGUCAAACAGAGUGACUGUGUUUCUUACAUAAAACCCAUUAUAGUCCAUCAUUUGAUGCAAAAAAAUUGUCAUGUCAAUGUGUAUUUUUUGUGGUGUCUUCCACAAGUGAACCAGGGCCUUGAGAUUUGUGGAAAAUGGUGUAUAUCUUUUUUCAACUAGUUUAUAUGGCAUAAUUAAGACUUUUAUUACAAGUAGUUGUUAUACUGUACGUGGUUAUCAGUAUAAAUGACAAUUAUUAAUAGCUCACUGACUAAAUAAUGUUGAGCACUCUAGUUUUUACUCUAGUGCCAUCAACCAAGAUUUUUCGGCAUUUAUUAAAGUGCAUUGACCUAAACUAAAGUGGAUUGAAUUUAUUGUAAUAUUUAAAAAGGCUGUUGUGGGCCUCACAGUUUUUGGGAGCGACAUUUGUGCGAAAAUUCCCAGUGCAUUAAAGCACAUUGAAAAAUUGUGUGAAUUCAACUUUUUAUAUGUUGAAGUCUUUGCUUUGAACACCAGGAAUGUAUUAUAUAUGGCAGAUGUCAGUGCAUCGGUAUAGCAGACAAUAGUAUACAGCAUGCAUCAGGACAAAUUCCUCUCCUUAGCAUAACUGCAGCAACAUUGCUUUGGGAGGAAACUCAGUCCCUGUGUAUUUGAGAGGAUGUUAUGUUGGCCAAAGUUGUCUUUAUGAAGAAACCAGCUUCAGAAAGCUGGUUAAAGACGUAUUUGACUAGUGAUCUUGUAAAGAGGCUUUUAACUUGGUUAGAUGGAAUGGAGCUGUCUCAAAGAAGUGCCAAUUUUCACUAAUUUCAACCUGAUUUUAAUUUUAUUAAGAGACAAUGUUAUAACAUAUAUAGUUUGUAUUAUUUCAGUUAAUUUUUUAACAGUGUGCAUACUAUUUGGUGAACAUGGUUACAGAACCAGUGCUUGUUUAUUUUUUUUGUUUUGUUUUUUUAUUAAAUGUUAAUGAAUCAAAUGGAUGAAAUAUUAACACAAAAAAGGGUUUUCUAUUUGUAGCCUCAUCAGGGGCGUAGCAAUCUUUUCAAAAGUGAGGGAGACUAGCUCAAGUUAGCACAAGACGAACAUAAAUAUAUAAGAUAUAUUUUAAGGCUCUAAAUCGAUUAAAAUUUUUCAUUGAAUUAAUUACAUGAUUGACCAGUGAAUUUUAACUUUUGCAUUUAUACUUUUAGACAUUUGCUGUAUGGAAAACACAGCGCAAACACAUUUGCCCUGUGAAAAAGUGCAGGGAACGAACUUUGGUUUUAUUGAAAGUGAGGGGAACAUGUCCCCCACAUCCCCUGUGUGUUCUACACCCAUGAUAAAAUGGCCCUCUGAUAAAAAACCUGCAAAAUGGCAAGCCAAGUGGGGGAAAUAUAAAAAGUAUUGUCCUUAUUGUUUUAUUAUCAUCCAGUUACAUUUAGUGGCACAUAAAAGUCAUGUUGUCACCACAACACCUUUGGCCUACUUAUCACAUGUAAUAAAAUAUUGGCUUGGAUUAUGAAUUUUAGUUUGCUCUGUGUUUAGUGCAGUACUUGCUAUGAUGGUUCAGUGCAAACUUUCUUCUGUUUUUUAACACUUUGCAUAAAAUUCUAUCCCAGGCUUGUUUUCUAGCAUAAUUUGUUUAUAACUUGGGAUAUUCAAAAAAGAGUUGAUAAAGCUUUAAAAACAGUUUCAAAUAAUACAGUAUGAUGCAAGAUUUUAAACUGAGUGAAAAGACAUAGAAUCACAGUAUCGAGGAAAGAAUUGUUGGAUGAAUAAGGUUUUAUAUUAUUUCAUGUGUGCGUGUGAGUGUUUACUACUCUUUUUAGUCAUGCCGAGCAACCCUUUAAUGUGAAACUAAAUCAAGCUUUUCUGGAAUGAAUUAUGUUGCACUUAAACAGUGACAAUGUGGAGAUAAUAUGAAUGUUUUACAGUAGAAUGAAGUGUCUAUAUGUUGAUAUUAAAACAUGAACAUUCAUGAAUAAAAUCAGCUGU